AAAACAGUGGGGAGUCAUAGUCAGCGCACGGGCCACACGCGCCAUGCACGUGGCCGCGGGGCAUCAAAACCACCCGCUUCCUGUCCCCGUAAUUCGUGUUCCUUCUAUGCAGAUAUAUAGCAGAAUACAACCACCACAACCCCCAUCCUUUCGCACGCGUCACGAACCAGUGAACCCCAACCCGCCCGCCCGCCAGAUGAAAUGGGUGCACAUCCCGCUUCUAGACAUCGGCGUCGUCGUCGGCGGCAGCGGCAGCGGCAGCGGCAGCAGCGGGCAACAGACCUCGUCGCUUGCCUCCUCCCCGUCCCCGGCAACGCACGAGCUCGUGCGGUACACCAAGAUCGUCCGGCGGCUGCAGUGGAAACUGCCGUUCCUCGCUACAGGCUACUACCAGGCCGUAGCGCGGGGCGGUGCUAAGGACCCCGCCGCGCAGCAGGCCCAGGCCGCAGUCGUGCAGGCGGCAGAGGCCGAGCUGAUGUUCAAGCUCGAUUUCUUCGAGUACUACAUGUUGAUAGAACGCGCCCUAGUGCAUUUGCUGGGCGUGUUCGGCAUCACAAUCUCGCGGGGCGGCAUCUCGGUACCGCCGCGGGCGCCCUCAAAAGGGCUGUCUUCGAGCGUCUGGGGCGGAAAUGGCAGGAACUCGAGGAGCACAGACGACAGAAUGGACAACAACAGGGCAAGUCACGCGCCAAACAGUGGUGGAUACCCCGGCAGCGCUAGCAAUAACCAUAGCGGACAAGGCAGUCCCGGCCCGUGGGGCCACCGGUACCACGCCAACGUCCUCGAGGCGCUGGACGACAAGGAGAACCCGCUGCACGAGGUUCUCGGCACGGGCGAGGUACGACGCCAGCUCGGGCGAGCCAAGGACCUGCGGAACCGGUGGAAGACGGCGGGAGACGAUGUGGACACCAUGAAGGUGUCGGUGCCGCUCGAGGUGUACGACCUGGACCGGAUGCUGACGACCGUGUUUGAGGGCUUUGACGCGGCGUUUGUGAUCGCCGAGCGCUUCGUGGGCGGCGACAGCGAAGGCGACGAGGGCGACGAUAGCAUGGACAUCGUGAGCGAUGGAGGCGGCGACGGCGGUGGCGGCGUCGACUGGACGGCGACAGACGAGGAGCAGUGGGAGUUCAUGGUUGAUGCCAUGGACUGGGAAGCAGUCUGA
Lasiosphaeria miniovina is the source of this 1162-nucleotide messenger RNA. RefSeq lists its product as uncharacterized. Bases 44 to 1162 code for a protein of 372 amino acids. The transcript is spliced from 3 exons. The record is from RefSeq and is a predicted model, not a curated record. NCBI's taxonomy places the organism in Eukaryota, Fungi, Ascomycota, Sordariomycetes, Sordariales, Lasiosphaeriaceae.